AUGGCGAGUAAAAAUUCUUCAUCAUCGGGAAAAAAAGCAGCUUUAACAGCUGAAGAACAACAAAAAAUUGUUUCAGGUUUUCAAGCAUUACGUGAUGAACAAACACAAUUAGUACAAAAAACUCAAGAUUUAGAAAUGGAUUUAAAAGAACAUGAUCUUGUUCUUUCAACAUUAUCAACAAUAACGGAUAAACAACGUCGUUGUUAUCGUAUGAUUGGUGGUGUUCUUAUUGAACAUACUGUUGGAGAAGUUGUGCCAGCCCUUCAAACUAAUCGUGAGCAAAUUAAUAAUGUUAUUGAAAGUUUUAAACAAAAAACAGAAGAGAAAGCUAAAGAAUUAACGGCUUAUAAACAAAAGUAUGAUAUACAUUUUUCGUAUGAACGACCAACACAACAACAAACAGGAAAAUCUGCUAAUAAUACAGCUGAAUCAGGAGGAACAAAAAAAGAACCACAAGAUUCAGGUGUUUUAGUUGAAAAAGAAAAUUAA
Messenger RNA from Rotaria sp. Silwood2, 489 nucleotides. The record is from the annotation of a GenBank genome assembly. Lineage: Eukaryota; Metazoa; Rotifera; Eurotatoria; Philodinida; Philodinidae.